AGUCCUAUCCGGAAUUCCUCCUCUGAUUUUCGGAGUUUUAGAACCGCUGUUCGCCAUGGUCGGAAACAGACUGUGCAAGUAUGUUUCAACGACUGUUGCACGUAAAGCGAUGGCUGUCACCGGUUGUCUGGUCGUUUCUGGAUGCUUUUUAAUUGUGGCGUUUACAUCCAACUUUCUUGUGGCUGUCAGUUUUAUCGUCUUGGGCUUUGGAAGUUCUGCAGCUAGGGUGGCAGUUGCUGAUGCCAACCCAUUUGACAUUGCGCCCCGAUACGCCAGCGUGCUGACAGGGACAGGCCGGGUUAUUUGUCGUGCUGUUGGCCUGACAUUCCCGCUACUGGUGGCAGCACUUACAGAGAAUAAGACGAGACAGGAGUGGUCCCGAGUGGCCCUGAUUAAGUCGGGAUUUUUUGCUGCCUCCGCCAUCGUCUUUGGAGUCUUCGGGAGCGGAGAAGAGCAGCCCUGGGCCGUGGUGACUUCACAUGGUCAAAACGGACCGAAUCAAGAUCCCAAAACCCAACGGGGAAAAGUAGAUGACGAGAAACAACAACUGAUAAAAUGAUCUACAUUGUAUUAGAUCUGAAUUAGAUUCCCGUUUUAGUGGGGUCUUGUGGUGUAACGACAGAGUUUUUGGGUCAGAAAUAAAAGAUCCCGGGUUUGAAUCCUGCCAUGUCAUUGAUCUUGUGCCCUUAGUAAUGCACUUCACCCAAAUUCGCUUACUUCCCUCGCGUACGCUGAAGAACACAUCGCACUUUUCAAAAGUAGUAUGAAGCCAUGAGGUGCUAUGGUCCAAAUACAACUAUCUAAAGAUUAUCACUAUCUACUACGUUAUUUCUUGAAGGCAGUUGGUCCUUUACUAUUAAAAGAAUUCCGAAUCAAAAAAA
This is a messenger RNA of Branchiostoma belcheri (Belcher's lancelet), 881 nucleotides long. Its product is annotated as vesicular glutamate transporter 2.2-like. Gene Ontology annotation, cellular component: excitatory synapse; synaptic vesicle membrane. Gene Ontology annotation, biological process: synaptic transmission, glutamatergic; monoatomic anion transport; neurotransmitter loading into synaptic vesicle. The record is from RefSeq and is a predicted model, not a curated record. Bases 56 to 559 code for a protein of 167 amino acids. Lineage: Eukaryota; Metazoa; Chordata; Leptocardii; Amphioxiformes; Branchiostomatidae. Gene Ontology annotation, molecular function: neurotransmitter transmembrane transporter activity; L-glutamate transmembrane transporter activity. The transcript is spliced from 4 exons.